UUGCAGGGAUAAUUCCUAAUUUUAAAAUGUAUUUUUGAAUAUUUUAUGAAAUUUUAUUUUCUCUGUUUUCUUUCUUAUCUCGAUAUUGGUUCCAUGUGAGGUUGUUGCAAAGGGGCUACAUACUAGAGUGUUACACCUCACAUAUAAAAGGCAGCAUUACUCCAACAUUUAUUUCAGCAAUUACGACAAUAUCUAUCCUCAUCUUCAUCUUCAUCUUCAUCCUCUUCUUUUGAAGUAAACAAAAAUGAACAAAGCAACCUUAGUUAUAGCAACUAUUUUUCUUGGAGUAUGUUUCCUAAAUAUCAAUGUUGAUGCUUUUGUGGCUUCUGGAUGGCAAAAGGCUCAUGCCACUUUCUAUGGCGGUAGUGAUGCAUCCGGGACUAUGGGAGGGGCUUGUGGGUACGGUAACUUAUACACUAGUGGCUAUGGGACUAGAACUGCGGCUCUAAGUACUGCUUUGUUCAACAACGGGGCAUCAUGUGGACAAUGCUACAAGAUCAUGUGCGACUACAAGACGGAUCCCCAGUGGUGCAGGAAGGGAGUUUCGGUCACUAUUACCGCGACUAAUUUCUGCCCUCCUAACCCUGCUCAGCCUAACGAUGAUGGAGGUUGGUGUAACCCUCCUCUUCAGCACUUUGACAUGGCCCAACCUGCUUGGGAGAAGAUUGGCAUUUACAGGGGUGGAAUCAUUCCUGUCAUGUUCCAAAGGGUUCCUUGCAAGAAACAUGGAGGAGUAAGAUUCACUAUCAAUGGAAGGGACUACUUUGAGCUUGUUACGAUCAGCAAUGUAGCCGCAGCAGGAUCAAUACAAUCUGCUUCGAUCAAGGGAUCGAAAACCAACUGGAUGGCGAUGUCUAGAAACUGGGGUGCUAACUGGCAGUCAUUGGCAUACCUCGACGGACAAUCUCUAUCCUUUAGAAUUACUACCACUGAUGGCCAAACCCGAGUUUUUAACAAUGUUGUUCCUGGUAAUUGGCAAUUUGGCCAAACAUAUUCGAGUCGUGUACAAUUCCAUUAACAUUAUGGAGUGCACACUUGCAGUACAGUUUGUGAGUUUCAACCAGAUACUUCUUGAUAGGCAGAGGCGUGCUCAUAGCUUUUUCGUCAUUGAAGCAGCCCGCCAAAUCUAUCAUUUGUAAUAUAUUAAGCAGCUUAAAAUUUAUUGGAAGGUUGAUAAUGGAAGUGGCAAACCAUGAACUCAAAGGACUACUGCUAGUGAAUUUAAAAGAGUUAAAAAGGUGGGAUUUUAAAGUAAUCCAUUUAUACAUAUUAAGUUGGAAGAUGUUUUUGUGCAUCCAAUAAGAAAACAACCAAUUAGUUUGUUUGGUUCUCACCACUUUAUACAUAUCUUUUGUAAUUUCUUUUGGUUUCUUAUAGUGCAUUCUUUAACUGAGGUUCUUGUUUUAGUUGUUUACCAUGAAUUGUUAUAUGAAUAAGUUCGGAGU
Messenger RNA from Chenopodium quinoa (quinoa), 1445 nucleotides. RefSeq names its product expansin-A11-like. Gene Ontology annotation, cellular component: extracellular region. Gene Ontology annotation, biological process: plant-type cell wall organization. NCBI's taxonomy places the organism in Eukaryota, Viridiplantae, Streptophyta, Magnoliopsida, Caryophyllales, Amaranthaceae. The record is from RefSeq and is a predicted model, not a curated record. The transcript is spliced from 3 exons. The coding region runs from base 245 to 1018 and encodes 257 amino acids.